UAGUUUCCGCACAGUUCUAUGCUACACUACAGCAGCAGAAACAGGCGGAGCACCUUCUUGAUACAUUCGUUGCACAAUUUUGGAGCUUCCCCGACUUAAAACUUGAUUUCUCUCAGAGGUUUUACACAUUUCCUCUAAAUAAAAGAAGAUGGCGCAGUGGUGCCAGCUCCAGAUGCUCGACUGUAAGUACCUGGAGCAGGUGGACCAGCUGUACGAUGACUCGUUCCCCAUGGACAUCCGUCAGUACCUGAGCAGGUGGAUCGAGAGCAUCGACUGGGACACGGUCGCCUUCCAGGACUCGCUGGCCACCGUUCGCUUCCACGACCUCCUGGCUCAGCUGGACGACCAGCACAGCCGCUUCGCCCUGGAGAACAACUUCCUGCUGCAGCACAACAUCCGCAAGAUCAAGAGGAACCUGCAGGACCGGUUCCAGGAAGAUCCGGUCAGCAUGGCCAUGAUCAUCUCCAGGAACCUGAAGGAGGAGCAGAAGAUUCUGGCCACCGCCAAGAGCAUCGAGCAGGAGGGAGAGGGGACGGUGUCGGCCAUGGUGGUGGAGAAACAGAAGCUGGACAACAAAGUGAAGGAGCUGAGAGAGCGAGUCCAGGUGGCGGAUCAGAACAUCAAGAACCUGGAAGAUCUGCAGGACGAGUACGACUUCAAGGUCAACACGCUGAAGAACAGAGAGAAUGAAAUGAACGGCAUGACGCCGAAGGAGCUGGAGAAGGAGAAGCUGAUGGUCGGGAGGAUGUGCUUCGACCUGAAAGCCAAGCGACAGGACGUGGUGAUCCAGCUGACCGACCUGCUGAACGUCACCCAGGCGUUGCUGUCCGACCUGAUCUCAGAGGAGCUGCCCGAGUGGAAGCAGCGGCAGCAGAUCGCCUGUAUCGGAGGUCCGCCGAACGCCUGCGUGGACCAGCUGCAGAACUGGUUCACGGCAGUGGCAGAGUCUCUCCAGCAGGUCCGUCAGCACCUGAAGAAGCUGCAGGAGUUGGAGCAGAAGUUCACGUACGACAGCGACCCCAUCACACAGAAGAAGGCGUACCUGGAGGCCCGCGCCCUGGAGCUCCUCAAGAACCUCCUCUCCAACUCCCUGGUUGUGGAGCGGCAGCCCUGCAUGCCCACCCACCCUCAGAGACCCCUGGUGCUGAAAACAGGCGUCCAGUUCACCGUGAAGCUGCGAUUUCUGGUGAAGCUGCAGGAGUUUAAUUACCAGCUCAAAGUCAAAGCUGUGUUUGACAAAGACGUGACAGAGAAGAAAGGGUUUCGUAAGUUCAACAUUUUGGGAACAAACACCAAAGUGAUGAACAUGGAGGAGUCGAACGGCAGCCUGGCAGCCGAGUUCAGACACCUGCAACUGAAGGAGCAGAAAGUGGCCGGCAACCGAACAAACGAGGGUCCUCUGAUCGUCACCGAGGAGCUUCACUCGCUCAGCUUCGAGUCCGAGCUGCAGCUCAACCAGUCGGGACUCGACAUCAAACUGGAGGCCAUGUCUCUGCCGGUGGUGGUCAUCUCUAACGUCUGUCAGCUGCCCAGCGGCUGGGCCUCCAUCCUCUGGUACAACAUGCUGACCACCGAGCCCAAGAACCUGAAGUUCUUCCUCUCCCCUCCGGCGGCGAAGUGGUCUCAGCUGUCGGAGGUCCUCAGCUGGCAGUUCUCCUCCGUCACCAAGCGAGGCCUGAACGAGGAGCAGCUCAACAUGCUGGCUGACAAACUGCUCGGAGCCAAAGCUCAGAGGAACCCGGAGGGGCAGAUCCCCUGGACCAAGUUCUGCAAGAGUGCCAACGAGAAAGCGUUCCCCUUCUGGCUCUGGAUCGAAGGAAUCCUGGACGUGAUUAAGAGACACCUGCUCUCCCUCUGGAACGACGGCUCCAUCAUGGGCUUCAUCAGCAAAGAGAGGGAGAAGGCUCUGCUGACCGACAAGUGUCCCGGCACCUUCCUGCUCCGGUUCAGCGAGAGCAGCAGGGAGGGCGCCAUCACCUUCACCUGGAUCGAGCACGACGUGUUUGACAAGCCGGUGUUCCACUCGGUGGAGCCGUACACCAAGAAGGAGCUGUCCGCCGUCUCCCUGCCCGACAUCAUCCGCACCUACAAGGUGAUGGCCGCCGAGAACAUCCCCGAGAACCCGCUGCGCUUCCUCUACCCCGACAUCCCGAAAGACAAGGCCUUCGGGAAGUACUACCCCAAACUCACAGAGACUCCAGAGCCCAUGGACGUGGAGAACCCGGCGAGGACGGGCUACAUGAAGACGGAGCUCAUAUCGGUCUCAGAAGUACAUCCGUCCAGGCUGCAGGACAACAUGAUGCCGAUGUCCCCCGACGACUACAAAGCUCUGUCCAAGUACGUCAGCCCCCGAGACAUCGACGCCGUGGCCAACAAUCUGAUAACAGGAUUUGGAGAGUUUGACAUUCAGAUGAGCGCAGAGUUUGAGGAGCAAAACUGAGGACGACAGUUUCCAUCCUGGUCUUCACACUGUACUCUUCCUUCAGAGCCUUUUGUUUCUUUAGAUCUCGGUCAAUCAUGUAAUAUGCUCUUAAACCUCUUAUUCUUUUCCGGCUGUGGGAUCUGAGAACCUUUUUGAGUUUGGAUACGGGUCGGUACCAGAACGUUGGAGAGAUAAUAAAGCCCCAGUUGAACCGGAUUAACGUCACAGAAGGAACGUUCACUUUGCCGUAAGUAGCUUGCACAUUGCGCAGGAAAAAUCCAAACAUGGAAAACAUGUUGACACUUCAGAACCUGCCUGAGAAUCUUCAGGUUUUUAAGUGUCCUUCAGGAUCAAAAGAAUCCAGUGUUAGUUGUCAGUACGCGCAUGAGUACACAGGAAACAGGACCUGCUAAUUGUUGAUUCGGCAUGAUUCUGAUGCCAAAAUGGAACAAAUUUGACACAUUUCAGGAGGUUUUCGCUCUCCUGAUGGCUUUAUUUGACUCUGUCAUCGUAAUGAUUACCAAAAAGCUCCCCUGCUAGUGUGAGCAUGUUUUCUAAGGUGCUCUUAAAAAAUGAAUCCAGUCUGAAUGGGGCUUAAAACAAGCCGAGACCGUCUGUCACUUUAUUCAUGUACAUAUAUUUCGCAAAACUGUAAAACAGCGACAAGUUAGAAUGUGAUCCUGCUAUACGAUGAAAACAAGCUGAUUCAUAGGAAACUUUGUCCAGAGUUUCAUUUAAUGUUUGUGGGGAAAGAAAAAAAAUAAUCGUGUGUUUGUCGUUUGUCUUUAGCUUUAAUUUCCACAAGUGAUGUAACAGCAGGCAAAUAAACUCCAUCAUGACGUCUUGA
Molecule: messenger RNA, 3269 nt
Organism: Acanthopagrus latus (yellowfin seabream)
Lineage: Eukaryota; Metazoa; Chordata; Actinopteri; Spariformes; Sparidae
Gene: stat1a
Product: signal transducer and activator of transcription 1a
Exons: 25
Coding region: 149-2440 (763 amino acids)
Biological process (GO): cell surface receptor signaling pathway via JAK-STAT; response to peptide hormone; regulation of cell population proliferation
Molecular function (GO): RNA polymerase II cis-regulatory region sequence-specific DNA binding; DNA-binding transcription factor activity, RNA polymerase II-specific
Source: RefSeq, a predicted model, not a curated record